This is a messenger RNA of Ceratotherium simum simum (southern white rhinoceros), 2895 nucleotides long. It is a transcript of the gene TUBB3, whose product is annotated as tubulin beta 3 class III. Gene Ontology annotation, molecular function: GTP binding; structural constituent of cytoskeleton; GTPase activity. Gene Ontology annotation, biological process: microtubule-based process. Gene Ontology annotation, cellular component: microtubule. NCBI's taxonomy places the organism in Eukaryota, Metazoa, Chordata, Mammalia, Perissodactyla, Rhinocerotidae. The record is from RefSeq and is a predicted model, not a curated record.
GCCUGAGGUUGGCCCUGGGGGUGGCACCAUGAGCUGAGUAGGACGCCUGCAGAGUGAGGACCCUUCCUGCUCCCAGAGGGACUAUGUCUGUGCAGGGCCCCCCGAGGAGGCUGCUGGGCUCCCUCAACUCCACCCCCGCAGCCACCCCCCUCCUCAGGCUGGCCACCAACCAGACGGGGCCCAGGUGCCUGGAGGUGUCCAUUCCUGACGGGCUUUUCCUCAGCCUGGGGCUGGUGAGCCUGGUGGAGAAUGUGCUGGUGGUGGCCGCCAUCGCCAAGAACCGCAACCUGCACUCUCCCAUGUACUGCUUCAUCUGCUGCCUGGCCGUGUCCGACCUGCUGGUGAGCAUGAGCAACGUGCUGGAGACAGCUGUCCUGCUGCUGCUGGAGGCCGGCACCCUGGCCACCCGGGCCUCGGUGGUGCAGCAGCUGGACAAUGUCAUUGACGCGCUCACCUGCGGCUCCAUGGUGUCCAGCCUCUGCUUCCUGGGCGCCAUCGCCGUGGACCGCUACAUCUCCAUCUUCUAUGCGCUGCGGUACCACAGCAUCGUGACACUGCCCCGGGCGUGGCAUGUCAUCACGGCCAUCUGGGUGGCUAGUGUCCUCUCCAGCACCCUCUUCAUCGCUUACCACAACCACACAGCCGUUCUGCUCUGUCUUGUCAGCUUCUUUGUGGCCAUGCUGGCGCUCAUGGCAGUGCUGUACGUGCACAUGCUCACCCGGGCGUGCCAGCAUGCCCAGGGAAUCGCUCGGCUCCACAAGAGGCAGCACCCCCUGCACCAGGGCUUUGGCCUCAAGGGCGCUGCCACCCUCACCAUCCUGCUGGGCAUUUUCUUCCUCUGCUGGGGCCCCUUCUUCCUGCACCUCUCACUCAUCAUCCUCUGCCCUCAACACCCCACCUGUGGCUGCGUCUUCAAGAACUUCAACCUCUUCCUCACCCUCAUCAUCUGCAAUGCCAUCGUUGACCCCCUCAUCUACGCCUUCCGCAGCCAGGAGCUUCGAAAGACACUCCAAGAGGUGCUACUCUGCUCCCCAGUCCCCACUCCACGCACACUGGCAGCUCCAGCCCUGACUGCUGGCCUCCGGGCUGGGAGCCGGUUCCCGGCAGGGCCAGACUUUGCUGGGAGACAGGACGAGCGGGCGGCGGGGGCUGCCGACCCUCCGCAGCGAGCCCCGGCCAGUCCGCGCGAGUCCCGCAGCCGCCCGCCACCCGCACCGAGCAUGAGGGAGAUCGUGCACAUCCAGGCCGGCCAGUGCGGCAACCAGAUCGGGGCCAAGUUCUGGGAGGUCAUCAGCGAUGAGCACGGCAUAGACCCCAGUGGCAACUAUGUGGGGGACUCGGACCUGCAGCUGGAGCGCAUCAGCGUCUACUACAAUGAGGCCUCUUCUCACAAGUAUGUGCCUCGGGCCAUCCUGGUGGACCUGGAGCCUGGAACCAUGGACAGCGUCCGGUCUGGGGCCUUCGGGCACCUCUUCAGGCCUGACAACUUCAUCUUUGGUCAGAGUGGGGCCGGCAACAACUGGGCCAAGGGCCACUACACGGAGGGCGCCGAGCUGGUGGACUCGGUCCUGGACGUGGUGCGGAAGGAGUGUGAGAAUUGCGACUGUCUGCAGGGCUUCCAGCUGACCCACUCACUGGGCGGGGGCACGGGAUCCGGGAUGGGCACACUGCUCAUCAGCAAGGUGCGUGAGGAGUACCCCGACCGCAUCAUGAACACCUUCAGCGUGGUACCCUCACCCAAGGUGUCGGACACAGUGGUCGAGCCCUACAACGCCACGCUGUCCAUCCACCAGCUGGUGGAGAACACGGACGAGACCUACUGCAUUGACAACGAGGCCCUCUACGACAUCUGCUUCCGCACCCUCAAGCUGGCCACGCCCACCUACGGGGACCUCAACCACCUGGUGUCGGCCACCAUGAGCGGGGUCACCACUUCCCUCCGCUUCCCUGGCCAGCUCAAUGCUGACCUCCGCAAGCUGGCCGUGAACAUGGUGCCCUUCCCCCGCCUGCACUUCUUCAUGCCCGGCUUCGCCCCACUCACCGCCCGUGGCAGCCAGCAGUACCGGGCCCUGACGGUGCCCGAGCUCACCCAACAGAUGUUUGAUGCCAAGAACAUGAUGGCUGCCUGCGACCCCCGCCACGGCCGCUACCUGACCGUGGCCACUGUCUUCCGCGGGCGCAUGUCCAUGAAGGAGGUGGACGAGCAGAUGCUGGCCAUCCAGAGCAAGAACAGCAGCUACUUCGUGGAGUGGAUCCCCAACAAUGUGAAGGUGGCCGUGUGCGACAUCCCACCCCGCGGGCUCAAGAUGUCCUCCACCUUCAUCGGCAACAGCACGGCCAUCCAGGAGCUGUUCAAGCGCAUCUCGGAGCAGUUCACGGCCAUGUUCCGGCGCAAGGCCUUCCUGCACUGGUACACGGGCGAGGGCAUGGACGAGAUGGAGUUCACCGAGGCCGAGAGCAACAUGAACGACCUGGUGUCCGAGUACCAGCAGUACCAGGACGCCACGGCCGAGGAGGAGGGCGAGAUGUACGAAGACGAUGAGGAGGAAUCCGAGGCCCAGGGCCCCAAGUGAAGCAGCUGGAGGGGUGUGGCCAGGGCCAAGAGGUCUGUCCCCCAGAGCCAUGGAGCCACUGACACCGCCCCCUGCCUUGCCCCCACCAGGUCCAGUCACAUCACCCUGGGCUCCCGAGUGUUGUCCUCUGGUGUUCACGGCAUCCCCACCCCACGGGAGUCCACCUGGCUCUGUCGUCCCAUCAUCUCUGUUUUUGUGUCUCUCAUUUGUCUCUCUGCUUUAUUGUCAACUCCAGGCCUGAUGUUUUACGGUUUGUUUUGUUUUUUUACUAUUUGUGUUUAUAUUUUGUGGGGAUACUUAAUAAAUUUAUUGCUGUCAGAUA